Messenger RNA from Hippocampus zosterae (dwarf seahorse), 4592 nucleotides. It is a transcript of the gene khnyn, whose product is annotated as KH and NYN domain containing. NCBI's taxonomy places the organism in Eukaryota, Metazoa, Chordata, Actinopteri, Syngnathiformes, Syngnathidae. Gene Ontology annotation, molecular function: RNA endonuclease activity; mRNA binding. The transcript has 9 exons. The record is from RefSeq and is a predicted model, not a curated record. Bases 440 to 2809 code for a protein of 789 amino acids. Gene Ontology annotation, cellular component: cytoplasmic ribonucleoprotein granule; nucleus.
CCCCUCAACGCCUUGUUGAAAAAAUGAAACUCUGCUCAUGAGCUAUUUCCUUCACCUGUAAAUGGCCGCUUUGUGUGUUUGGGAUGUGAGACGUAUUAUUAGCAUAGAGGUUUUGGUUUUUUCACUGUUUAUUAGCUUGUCGCUCCUGCGUCAUAAGCAGCUGUUUUGUUUUUGUUUUUGUAUUUUUUUGUUGGGUUUUUUUUGGGUUCUCCACGACUACUUUCACUUUCGUCGCUGCGUUAAGUGUUUCUUGGUUGGGUGCGCCGUAUGCAGUGCUCUCCUGUGUUGUGUUUUUGUUCUCUCCUGGUUUGUUUUGUUUGGAGUUGUGACGUGAUAGCACGAAGAAGCUCGCGCGUCGAAGCCACUCGGAGACCUGGGAGAAACAAAAGGAAAGGGAUGUUCCCCAGCAUGUUUACACCAUUCUUGUAAAAAACGAGGGAUGGACGUACAAGACAAGGUGGGGGAUGAGUUUGUGUGCCCCGAGGCACUGCGGGGGCCUCUGAACUCCCAGCAGGAAUCCGUGGAGAGGAUAUUCCGAGUGUCGUUCACCAUCAACACGAGAAACAUGCCGCCCGGGACCAGCGGGCAGAUAUGGCUGCGACUGCAAGGGUCAGACCGUGACGUGAAAGCAGCCAAGAUUUUUGUGAAGGGACUUGUGAGCCAGGAGGAGCAACAGGAGAUCUCCUAUCCCGUCGCACUCAACUGCAUCUUCUGCAGUGCCAAUGGGUUCUUCAUGGACUGCAUGAUCAAGAGCACUUCAGCACAGAUUGUGGUGAGCACUCCGGGCUUGCUGCUCAUAUCUGGUCUCACUGAGCCGGUGGUGCGAGCCUAUUCCCUCAUCGCUGACCUGUUGGAGAGGUAUAAGGGGGGGCAGGCCGGCUCCUCGGACGCUGAAGAACGAGGUUCGGGUGAGUUGUGUCAUUCACCCCAGGCGUUCAAAGCUCUGGUGGAGAAAUGGGAGGACCACCACAUCCUGGAUCUCCUCGUACUGCCGCGAUCUGUGAAGGAAGCCCUGCUGGACCUGGUGAAAGACUCGGGACUUGCGCCUAACAUGAAACGAGUAGGAUUACAUGAGCGGAGCCUGCCUGGGAUGACUUUGGGUGUGCCCGGUGCCGCUGAGGAAGGGCAAACGGAGGCUCGGCGUAAGGCGAGAGAAAAGGAGCGGACAGAACAGGAUGAAGUUGAGGUGGAGACGUUGUCACCGGCAAACAAGGAGUUCUGGCUUUUGUUGAAAUUCUUCACGGCCAUGGGGUACACAGAGGACGUGGUUAAACGGGUUCUUGGACGAACUGGACCCAAAGAGGCCUCUCAGAUACUGGACCUGGUUCAGCAAGAGCAGGACUACAGUGGCGGGGAACACCAGAGCAAGAGGAACCCACUUUAUAAAAUGGAUGACAAGACAGUGGGAGGAGGAGGAGAUGUGCCGUGCGAGGUCGGUGCCGUGGGCAGCGCACAAUCCAAGGAAGAGGAUGACUUUGUGUUGGGAGUUCUGAAGCGAGCUGUGGUGAGUUGCGGCUACACCGAGCACAAGGUGGCCAAGGCUUGCAGCAUGUUGCCGCAUGGAGCCAGCCACCUGCUGCUCCUGGAGCUGCAGAAGGAGACUGGCAGUGAAAUGAAAGUCUUAGAGGAGGAGAGUCCGAAAGCUGGAAUGACAAAGGAUGUUGAGAGAAUAGGCUCAGACACAGCAAGCCAAGCAGAACCCGGUUCCAAUCGGCAUUUGAAUGAAGUCCUGGUGCUCCCACGUCCCGAUCCUGCCAAAGGGCCACCCGGGCCAAUGUAUGCCUCAUCUUUCACUCACGUCCCGUGCCUGAAACCUCAAAGCCUGAGCUGCUCGAAGGGAGAGCUCCAAGCUCAGCAUUCUCCCACCGGAUCCAGAGAAUGCUCCAAUGAGGCCAGCGUCCCUUCGAUGGCGGUGACGGGCAAGCAGCGCUUCCUCGAGGGUCUGCAGACACCCUUUAAACUCCAGCUAACAGAUCGACCGGGGAACCCUAAGCUGAGGACCGUCAUCAUUGAUGGGAGCAACGUGGCCAUGAGUCACGGGCUGGGGCAGUUUUUCUCAUGCCGAGGCAUUGCUUUGGCUGUACAGCAUUUUUGGGAGCGAGGUCAUCGGCACAUCAGUGCUCUGGUGCCCCAGUGGCGGCAGAAGAGUGACCCCCGCAUCCGAGAGCAGCACUAUCUCGGUGAGCUGGAGAACCUGGGCCUGCUCUCCUUCACACCCUCCAGGGAGGUAAUGGGUACGAGGAUCAGCUCGUAUGACGACAGACUCAUGCUGCAACUUGCACAAAAGACUAACGGCGUGAUUGUGACCAAAGACAACAUGAAGGACCUUUUGAAUGAGUCGUUCGCGUGGAGGGACAUCAUCAAAAAGAGAUUGCUUCAGUACACGUUCGUUGGUGAUCAUUUCAUGGUUCCAGAUGACCCACUGGGAAGAGGGGGCCCUCAUUUAGACGACUUCCUCCAUUCCGAUUGCAGGACAUCCAACCCGGCUGGUGUACCCACACAUUCCGCUUCCUUCAAUCCACAGUGGUCACAAAUUCCAGCCCACAACUUCCCUGACCAAAUACCGGGUGGCGCGCUAAAUAGAACAAGUGAAGUGAGCUGGGAAGUGGAACUCGAGCACCCCAAACCCAGAGACAAGCAGGGUUCUGAGACGGCUCUAGCCAGCAGAACGGUGGAGGCCACGGCAAGCCUGAGAGAGCGUCUUUGUCAGGUCUUUCCUGGUCAGGACAACAUGGUGAUGCUGGUUCUGCAGAGCAACCCGACAGAAAAUGACCUCAACGUGCUCUCGGCCCUUCUUUUGGAGCAAUAGAACUUGAACAUAAAUUCACACAACUGCGAUGCCUUUUUCAUCUGCUUUUCACCGCAGUGUCCGCUCGAGGCGGCACUGAUGGCAUCUGUACAUACAGUGUUUCAUCUUAUUAAGUUGACUCUUACAUGUUUCAAAGUUUGUAUUGCACCACAUUGUGCGAAAUGUUGCCCACUCAGCAUCCAUUGUAUCCUCGUCAUCCUGGAUGAGGGCAUUCUUUCAUCUUCAGCCUCUUCUCAAGGUCUGUCAUUUUUUUCCCCCAGAUGGGUUUUUGGGGAGAUUUUGCUUUCCUACCUGGGAGUUAAGAUCAGGGGAUGUUGUUAAAAUGUGUCAACUCUGAGCAUGUGAAGUCCUGCGAGAUUUUUUUUGUGAUUACAGUUUAUAUAGAUAUAUUUGACAUGACUGGUUUCCUGAUCAGCAUCUGUCACGUGGCGUGGUGGUGGUGGACCCCAAAAAGCAGCCAAGCGGGAGGAGCAGGUUGUACUUGACGAGUUGUAUUGAUUAAAACACAGAGAAAACUAAAUCAUAAACAAACAAAGUCCUGAAAACAAAAGGAAUCCAAAGUAGCAAACCAAAACCAUGGCUGAAGCAAAAAAAAAAAAACGAUCAACAGAAACAUGACCAAAAAUAUGACAGCUACAAUGACCGACAACGAGUGGUCUGGCUGGGAGUCCUUUUAAAGCAAUAAUUACAGAACGACCGACAGGUGUGCAGCUGCAGGUAGAGCCCUACAGUGCCACCUGUUGGUCCCAAACAGAAUCAUGACAUCAUCAUUUCCACCAGGUGUGAAUGUUGCACUUUACUGACAUGGAUGAAGCGCCCUUUUUGUUCUGACACUGUUGACCGGUUUGGUGGCUUUUAUACUUUCAAAAUAGUCAAUGUAUUUUACAAGCAUCCUUGGAUUUACCUGUAAGGCUGGCUGUCAGACCAUAGUGUGUUGGUUUACGGUGCAAUGUGUCUUUCAGUGCUGUGUUUGAUGAGCUUGUAAAAAAUGGCUUGUUUGACAGUGUGAGCACAGAAGGCCAUGCUGCUCGAGCAGUGGUUCUUAACUUGGGUUCAACCGACCCCUUGGGGUUCGGGUGAAUCAGUUUCAGGGGUUCGACGGAGCCUCUGCCAUGGAGGGUAAGACACACCCGAUUCAACAUGUUGAUUAAUUAUGACACGCCUGCUUGGCCAUCACCGGCUGGUUUGUGCACAAUUAAAAACGUAUAUAAGAUAAGAUAAGAUAAGAUAUGCUUUAUUCGUCCCACAAUGGGGAAAUUUGCAGCCUCCAGCAGCAAGAAUGCAUGUAGGAAGAAGAAAGGAGAAAGAGAAAAACAAACAAACAAACAUCUUUCAAUUAAAUACAAUAUGAAUUGAUAAAAAUUAUUAUUAAUAUUAUGAUUGUUAUUUUUAUAUUAUUUAUAUUUUAUACUUAUUGUGUUUACUUUUUUGUUUUUAAUAAAUGCAUUUUUAAUGUCUUGAAUUUGUAAAAAAAAAGAUUUUUUAUUUUUCAUUAAUGAAGGGCUCGGUGAAUGUGCAUAUGAACUGGUUGGGUUCGGGACCUCUAACAAGGUUAAGAACCACUGCACUAGAGGGAGACAACAAAUGACACAGUUGGUUUUUUUUUAUGAGUGUCCUAAAGUCCAUCCAUCCAUUCAUCCAUUUUCUGAUCCGCUUCAUCCUCACAAGGCUGGAGCCUAUCCCAGCCAUCUUCGGACAGUAGGCGGGGGACACCCUGAACCGGUUGCCAGCCAAUCGCACUGUCCUAAAGUCUUUUCCCCGAACUAAACAAGCUGAAGUACCA